Molecule: messenger RNA, 1506 nt
Organism: Trypanosoma cruzi
Lineage: Eukaryota; Euglenozoa; Kinetoplastea; Trypanosomatida; Trypanosomatidae
Exons: 1
Coding region: 1-1506 (501 amino acids)
Biological process (GO): protein transport to vacuole involved in ubiquitin-dependent protein catabolic process via the multivesicular body sorting pathway
Molecular function (GO): ubiquitin binding; phosphatidylinositol binding
Source: RefSeq, a predicted model, not a curated record
AUGGUGGUUCUUUCAUUUUUAGAAAAUGUCAAGGAUGCGGCGUCCCGCCUGAUACCGACACCGUACAUGGAUAUUGUGGUGGAGGCCACGAAGCCAGAGUUAUCAACGCCGCAAUAUGAGUCUGUUGCCUUUCUGUGCGACAGCGCGAACUCCUCGGGGGAUGCCGCGGAGGAUGUUGUGCGGGCUGUGCGGCGGCGCAUCACAGACAGUGACGCCAAGGUUCAGCUUCUGACAGUACUCGUUCUUGGCAUGUUAAUAAAGAACUGCGACAAUGCGCUGCAUGUGGAGGUGGCCUCGCAGAAGGGUUUGCUGCGGGAUCUGCAGAACGUCGCCAUACGAACGCCGUGCGUUACGGAAAAGGAGCGCAUGGCAAAGGAGGCCGCAUUGGCACUCAUUUUGAAUCUUUCCAUAUGGUUCACCGGCCAUCCAGAUGGGCGGCUGUACAUCUUGACGACAAUCAGCGAUGAUGUGCGGCAUGCAAUUGGUCCAAACGCAUUUGAAGGAAUUCAGCAUGACACCACGCAACUAAAUUCUUCGGUAAUGCGCCAGCAGCAACAUAAUCCUCGUUUUAACAGACAGCCAAGGCAAACCGGACGACAGCAGCAGCAUCAGCAGCAGCAGCGGCAACAAGGGCUUGUUGUAGAUGCCGUGGGGAUCAAUUUCCCAACGGAGGAGGACCUUGCCGCCAUGCUGGAUUGCUGCAUGACCCUGGCGGAGUAUUUGAAUAACGCAAAGGUUCAGCCAGAUGGCUCUAUUAAACCCGAUGAUGUUAUUUCUGGUUUUCGUGAUAGAAUCCUGGCUGACCACAAGAGAGUGACGGUGCUUCUCAGCUCCGACCUUAAGCUUAACAACCGCGACACCCUCCGUGAUGUAUUCGAUAGCCAAAGUGCCCUCAUCCAGCGACUACAGAGCGAUGUAAAGUUACAUCCAGACCAAACUCCCGCACCGAGCCGAGUCACAGAUGUUGCUCCGACAGAGAGGUACCUUCCUCAGGUGACGACCCCGAACCCUCCGGCUGCAGCUGCAGCUUCUUCAGGGGGUCAAGGGGUCGGAAUGACGCCGGCGAUGAACCCACCCAUGUCCCAAGUGGAGCCUGUUGCGGUUCCCACGGCAUUAGAGGCAGGAACACGAGAGGCCGCAGGCGAGGCGGAAGGGUCCCAGCCGUCUCCCGCGCAAGAGGCAUCAAAGGUCAUGGAAAACCUUUUUGUCUCUGCGCCUGUUACGGAAUCCCUUGCACCUGCCGCAGAAACUUCUUCACGCGAAUAUAAUGACAAUGUGGAUUUGUUGUUAACGAAGGCGGAUAUGCCCCCCUCUGAGCCAAUUCCAAGUGUUCCAGAGAAGGAGGAAGAGGUGCUGAUGGCAGGAAAAGAGGAGAAUCAAUCAAAACAGGAAGAAACACAGAAGCAGCCGGAUCCCCAUGAGAAGUCUCCAGAAGAGAAGAGUAAGCAACCCGCUGGCGAAGAUGAUGAGUUUGAUGCCUUUUUGGAGGGACGUUUGUCUAAAUAG